Molecule: messenger RNA, 1542 nt
Organism: Pogonomyrmex barbatus (red harvester ant)
Lineage: Eukaryota; Metazoa; Arthropoda; Insecta; Hymenoptera; Formicidae
Product: glutathione S-transferase theta-1-like
Source: RefSeq, a predicted model, not a curated record
AUUUUAUCGUUUGUUUAUUUUCCAUCCAUUUAUUUGCCAUUUAUCCAUUUCAAGAAAACUACCGUGCUGCAAUUUCUUUUCAAAUUGUUAUAAAAGUACAAAAAAAUUGAUUAUAAUUAUAUAUAACAAUUAAGAAGCAUUAGAACAAAGAUAUAAGCGUUAUUUCUUACAAGUACGCGAUUCUUAAAUAUAUAUUCGUAAAAAUGAUCGUACUUUAUUAGUUAUUUCUGACACAUUUUUUUUAAUAAUAAUUUGUUAUUUUUCACCAAAAUAAAACUCUUCAUUGCAGUCAUGUAGAAUUACGACAUCGAUAGUGAGAAAUUAUGAUACAAGUUUUUCACAUAAAUUUGUAAUAAAAUUCAUAUUGUUUGUUGUCUUCUUUGAUGUUAUAAUCGGGAGCAUCCCAGCACAUUUUCAAUCAGACACACCACUCACAUCAGCCGAUGCCUAGUAAGCUACCAUCAAAAUUUUUUUAUUUAAUCGACAAUGUGGUGAAGUAUAAAGGUGAGGUCCAAUCGGUAAUGUGUCCGAUCGGACGUCACCCUUAUAAUCCACCUUAUCCAAGAUAAAAGAAAAAUGGUGGGGACCUGUAAACUUCACUAUAUUAUGUAGCCAAUCACACAUUCCAAAAAAUUAUCGUAUAGUAAACGACGAAUAAUAGUUUGCUCAAUAGAUCAAAAUCUAAUUCGUCGAUGAGAGAAAGAGAUGGAGAGUGCCAAACACAACUAUGCGAUGCCGAUCGUCCGGUCACUUUCAAUAGUCUCCAGCAUCUCGAAUUUCUUUUCUCCAUCAUGACUCUAAAAUUAUAUUUUGAUAUGAUAUCGCAACCUUCGAGGACAUUGUACAUAUUUUUCAAAACAUGUAAUAUACCGUUUGAAAAAAAGAUUGUGAAUCUCAGGAAACUCGAACAUCAUACUCCGGAAUUUGAGAAGAUUAAUCCGUUCAAAAAAGUGCCGGCUAUAGACCACGAUGGCUUCAAGCUUACUGAAAGUAUAGCAAUUAUGCGAUACGCGUGCAGAGAAUUUAAGGUAGACGAUCACUGGUAUCCGAGCGAUUCGAAAGCGCGAGCAAAAGUAGAUAAGUUUAUCGAAUGGCAUUAUUUCAACAUAAGACUACAUUGCUCCAAGUAUUUCUUGGCGAAGUUCCUAAAUCCGCUUCUACGGGGUACCUCGCCGAAGCCAGAGAAGAUAGCUAAAUUGGAAAAGGCUAUGAGCGAUAAUAUCGACCCUAUUGAAAAUAUAUGGCUGAAAGACAAGCUAUACUUAACAGGAAAUACAAUUAGCGUGGCUGAUAUAUUUGGUGCUUGCGAAUUAGAGCAACCACGAAUAGCCGGAUAUAAUCCGAGAAAUGGAAGGCCACGCUUGACCGCCUGGUUGGAAAGAGUCGCUGCGGAGACAAACCCUCACUAUGAUGAUGCUAAUAAGUUUAUAGAUGAAGUCAUUGCACAGACAAGCAAGAUGUUCUCGUGAUUCCUGUGACAAUUUUCAGACGAGUUUCUUUAGCUUAGGCAUUCUCUUCGGGCAUUUCUCGACGUGGAUGCUC